AUGGACGUCAAGAAACAGCUCGAAGUACCAGGUUCCAAGGCAAGUAUGCACGCAUCCUGGUCCUGUGAAGAUGCAGCGUCGAGGUUGCAUAGUACUCAAUGCGAGUUGGAUGAUGCGAGAAGAGCAAUGGCGCGGAUGCGCAAAACAGUGAUUGACACUUUCAGCCGCCCCUCGAUUGAUAUCACUCGUUUAGUUUUUCGUUGCAAGCGCAGUGGAACCGUGAAAAAUUUGUAUGUCGCAAGUCACAUACUUACACAGUUCGAAUACUUCCAAAAAUGCCAUUCGCCAGAAUAUUCUGAGACUCAAGGUGUGGAUGAACCGUUGCUUGAAUUGGAUGGGACGGGACAUCUCAGUGACGGGAUAGGCUGUGGCGAUUCCGACGAUGAAUGGGAUAGUGAACCCGAUGAUUUUGGACCACAGAAGCACAAUGUGAGGAUGAACAUUGCAAUCCAACUCGCAAAACUGAUCUUUUGUUUUGAAACUAGAGCUCUUUACUUUGCGCCUCUGCGAUCUACAUAUCAAGAGUACUGCAAAAAGCAGGCUGUCGAAGGCCCAGGAAUUGAACAAUCUUCUGAGUCUUCUGGGACAGACAAAGAUUCAAAGAUGGAUGAAGAUUCAGAGAAGGAAGAGCCUCCAGAGAAAGAAGAGUCUUCAGAGAAGGAAGAAUCUUCUGACGACGAGAAUUGUACUCCUUGGUCUGAGUGGGCCAACGCUCACAGCACCUCUUACACCGCUGUAGCCGGAUUCAAGACUCUCACAAGCCCAAAGAGCAUGUACCGUCUGGCCGAUAUGCUAAUCAUUUCUGAACUUAAAGCUAUAUGUCAGAAGCAAAUUGUUGCGUCUCUAGAUGUGAAGAAUGUAACCACCGAAAUCCAAAGCCCAGUUUUUGAGCAGCACCAGGAACUUCGUGUGGAUGCCUAUAAAUUUAUACGCAAAAACUGGAAGUUACUCACCAGCUCUGAUCGUAUAUCACUUAUCACACAUCUGUCACAAGAGGAGGCCACUCUUGUUGACCAACACAUCCUCAUGCAUAUUUCUCCCUGA
This is a messenger RNA of Melampsora larici-populina 98AG31, 1044 nucleotides long. RefSeq lists its product as uncharacterized. NCBI's taxonomy places the organism in Eukaryota, Fungi, Basidiomycota, Pucciniomycetes, Pucciniales, Melampsoraceae. The transcript is spliced from 5 exons. Bases 1 to 1044 code for a protein of 347 amino acids. The record is from RefSeq and is a predicted model, not a curated record.